AUGGCAGAGAAGAGGGUCUCUCGGUGGUACUUCGGGGGGCUGGCGUCUUGUGGCGCUGCAUGUUGCACGCACCCACUGGAUCUCAUUAAGGUGCAUCUGCAGACCCAGCAGGAGGUGAAGAAAAGGAUGUUUGGGAUGGCCGUCCAUGUGGUCAGACACGACGGACUCCUGGCUCUGUACAACGGGCUCUCUGCUUCACUUUGUAGACAGAUGUCGUACUCACUCACCAGAUUUGCCAUCUAUGAGACAGUCCGUGACGUCAUGGGCAGCACGAACAAGGGCCCUAUGCCUUUUUACCAGAAGGUCCUGCUGGGAGCUUUCGGAGGUUUUACUGGUGGUUUCAUUGGCACCCCAUCGGACUUGGUAAAUGUCAGGAUGCAGAAUGACAUGAAACUAGCGCCAGAGCUGAGGAGAAAUUAUAAACAUGCCGUUGACGGUCUUGUGAGGGUCUUCAGAGAGGAGGGAUUGAAAAAGCUGUUUUCCGGAGCCACAAUGGCAUCGAGUCGAGGCGCUCUGGUCACCGUGGGGCAGUUGGCGUGUUACGACCAGGCCAAGCAGCUGGUGUUGGGCACCGGCCUGAUGGGAGACAACAUCCUCACACAUUUUCUCUCCAGUUUCAUUGCUGGCGGCUGUGCUACCUUCUUGUGUCAACCUCUCGACGUGAUGAAGACGAGGCUCAUGAACUCAAAGGGGGAGUAUACAGGAGUAACGCAUUGUUUACGAGAGACUGCCAAGCUCGGCCCCAUGGCUUUUUAUAAGGGCCUGGUUCCUGCUGGGAUCCGGUUGGUCCCUCACACCGUCCUCACCUUCAUCUUCCUGGAGCAGCUCAAGAACCACUUUGGGAUUCUAAUCAUCUCAUAG
Molecule: messenger RNA, 861 nt
Organism: Knipowitschia caucasica
Lineage: Eukaryota; Metazoa; Chordata; Actinopteri; Gobiiformes; Gobiidae
Source: the annotation of a GenBank genome assembly